Molecule: messenger RNA, 1559 nt
Organism: Ostrea edulis (European flat oyster)
Lineage: Eukaryota; Metazoa; Mollusca; Bivalvia; Ostreida; Ostreidae
Exons: 4
Coding region: 152-469 (105 amino acids)
Source: RefSeq, a predicted model, not a curated record
GGAAAUUGAAUUUUAGAAACACUUUUGUUUGCAAACAGAAAGCCAUGCUUCCAAAAAUUACCGCGUUUAACGGUUUAAAUAUGAUUAGAGAUGACUGAUUAGUGAAAUUUUGCAUUGUUCUAGUAGUGUUAAUGGUGAACUUUUCAAAAACAUGUCAACUAAACGCAGAUUUAAUUGUGAUGACAUUGGAGGUUCUGUAAAGAAAAGACAGUGCAUGCAUAUCCUAAACGAGCAGCAGAUAUUACGUCUUUUAGCCCAGAAGGAAUCUCAGCUGAUAGAGAGAAUGGAAGUUGUGGAUGAAAAUUUUGCAUCUCAGGGAGAAUCUCGUGGAACACGCACAGAUGACAAAAGACUAACCUUCCCUAUCAACAGUUUCCCCCUGCAGGGCCUCAAUAACCACCAGUCACAGCAGCACUGUGAGAGGUGCCUGGCAGGAGAACCGGGUCAUUAUCGACACGUGAAUAGUUGACAACUUGAAUGGUGGUGAGGACCACUCAGCUUUUCUUUGUUUACGGAGAACCAAACAGACUUGCAGAUCAGGGAUGAUUAAAACACUAAAUGUACAAUGUUGUAAACCACCACCCACCCAGAAAAAUGCAGAAUAUAUAUCUGUUAGUGUUUUAUGUGUGUUUGUGUUUUGCCAUUAUGACAAAUUCGAGACAGAUUUUACAAUCUUUUUAAUGUAAUAUUUCCUUUUUUAUGGACUAUAUAUAGGCAGAAGAAAUAGUUAUAUUCUAAAUGAGAGUGAUUUUCUGAGAGAGUUUAGCAAAUAAUCAACAUUCAAAGGUUCACUUUUAUCUUGAGCUGCUCUUAUUGUACUGUACAUAUUUAUCCCAUGAUGCACUCCUAUUGUAUGUUCAGUUUAAUCACAGUUUUUCUCUGUAUUUCACACUUAUUGCUGCAUGCAAAUACUUUUAUGAACGAUCUCAAAACACAAUAUGAUGUGUCUGUCUCAACUGUUUUAUUUUAUAAUCUUUGAAUUUUUUGAGACAUUUUAGGCAUUCAAUAGGCUCACACGUAAUCAUCGUCGGAAACCCACGGUCAGUCGCUCUAGACAAUUCUAGAGCGACCGACCGUGGGUUUCCGACGAUGACACGAAAUAUGAAAAUGCUUUAUGUCAUUUUUAAAGUACAGGGUAUGCUAGAAAUUAUGAUAUAAACAUAUUGAAUUUCAUAUCAUUGAAAAUUUAUCAGUAGAUUUCUUCCUCAUAAAAGUGUCUUAUAACAUGGAAUGUAGAAUUAGAGUUGUGGGCCUUGAGCUGUUAGGUAGUAGGUCAGUAAAUUACCUAAUUUUGGUGACAUGUUGAUAAUUGUGUAUUAGAUUUAUGAUUGUAUGAACAUAACUACAACUUAUCCUAUGAACCUGAAGUCACCUUGAUAGAGUUGGGUAUGGAUUACAAAUAUUGAAAUGUGCUACAUGUACUAAAGAAUUCUUGGAAUUGUUGAUGAGAAUAAUAAAAUAAUAAUAGAAAAAGCAUAUUUUAAUUUGGACAUUGUUUAUAUUUGAUGUAAUGGUUAUUAUUGCAAUAUGAUAUUUGGUUUAUAAACUUACAAAUGGAU